CCGUUUUUCAAGAUUUGAUAUCUCAACCAAAUUCCAUGUCUCUCUGCGUGGAGACGCCCAGCGGGCAGGAAGUUUUCGCUUUGAAAGAGAUAGGCGUGAAGAACUCGAUCGGGAUUUUCAAAAAAGCGUCGAAGCCCCUGGUGAUUUCGGGGGAGGGGCAUCGAAUACCAUUCGCUAACAAUACCUUUGACUUCAUAUUCUCCGGCGGUGCUCGCCUUGACAAAUCGGCUUGGCCGUCGGAGUUUGCUUUCGAAAUCACAAGGACGCUGAAGCCCGAAGGGUUUCUGGUGGCCCAUGUCAAAGCCAAAGAUAAGUAUAGCUUCAAUUCUUUCCUUGAUUUCUUUGAUUCUUGCGAGUUAGUGAAAAUGCGCCAUAUAGAUGGAAGUGCAAAUGGAGUUUUGGUUUUCAAUGCCGGGGACAACUCGGCGGGUCGAAUCAGGCAAGCAGCAGCGGCAGCACUGGUGGCAACGCAGGCAGCACCAGUGGCAAUGCAGCACCGACGGCAAGGUAAAAUCAGUGCAACGAUGAAGUUCUAGAGAUGGAGAUUCUGCCGUCGCCGGAGAAGAUGAACAACUAAUUUUAAAAUUCUUAAUUAUCAUCCAUAAUCUCAAAAGAAUUUAGUUUCUAAAAUCGUUCAAGAUCGCACAAUCUCACGAUCUCAUGGUUUUGUGCGC
Messenger RNA from Rubroshorea leprosula, 674 nucleotides. The record is from the annotation of a GenBank genome assembly. Lineage: Eukaryota; Viridiplantae; Streptophyta; Magnoliopsida; Malvales; Dipterocarpaceae.